UGGAAUUCAUUUCCCCAACUUUUUGGUUGUGUGCCACACUGCCAGCAGGCUGCCAGGGUAUGUUUUGACUGGAUAUCUACUCUCAAAAGUCCAUAGUGUUGGACUCCCGGCCUAUUUUCAUUUCUUCUUUUGGUUGUAGGCUUCUAGCUACCUGCGUCUUCAUUCUGAAGGAAGGUCUGCCUAACUUUAACCCAUUAAUAAUACAAAAUAGACUCGUAAUGAAAUAUACUCGUCUCUGAUGAACAAACAUGAGGAGCUCUCAGAGAAUUGGAGUCAGACACUACAGCAAAUCUGAUGUUCCAAGACUACGCUGGACACCUGAGCUUCACCAGCGCUUUGUAUCGGCCGUCGAUCACCUCGGCGGAAAACACAAAGCGACGCCAAAGCGUAUUCUACAACUGAUGAGCGUAAAGGGACUGAUGAUAUCUCAUGUCAAGAGCCAUCUUCAGCAGAUGUACAGGAGCGGCAAUUGCAGCAAAAAUAUUGAAGCUCUUCUAUCUGGAAAAGGUUUACAAGAUCAAGAAAGGAAAUACUUGAAUGAUAUGAACAUCUUUUAUCCAUCCAGUGUUAAAGAAAACACCCAUUGGAUCUCUGUGUGUACCCACAGUUGCUCCCCACAUAAGACAUUAUGGGAUGAAGUAAGAGAAUGUGAAUUUAAGAUGGGAGAUUGUGUACAUGAAGCAUUUUGGAGAAAAAGCUAUGACUUCCCACAGACGAGAGAUAAUGCAGAGAGCUAUGAAAAUCAGCCUACACUAGCAAGCUCUCUUGAUGGAGUAUGGAAGAAAGAAGAUUUUUUUAGUCGUCCAAGUAAAAGUUGUGAGCUGUCACUAUCCUACACUGCCCCACUUGGGAAAAUUCAGAGGGAGGAAGAGCGAUGGCACUUAGACAAUUAUUCCUCUCAGACUAACAGAAAAGCAGAUGAGACAGGCAACAUACACUUCAACUGUUUCAAGGAAAGUGAUUUAAACCUAGAGCUAACCAUCUCAUCUUCCAUCUCCUAACCCAAUGGAGAAACAAAAUAAAAUGUUCUUGAGAGUCAUGUUAAAGCUUCUGCUGGUUCUCUUAAUAAACUUUUCUAUUAGCA
Molecule: messenger RNA, 1084 nt
Organism: Nelumbo nucifera (sacred lotus)
Lineage: Eukaryota; Viridiplantae; Streptophyta; Magnoliopsida; Proteales; Nelumbonaceae
Molecular function (GO): DNA-binding transcription factor activity; DNA binding
Source: RefSeq, a predicted model, not a curated record